AUGCGCUUCUUCUCCACCCUCGUCGCAGCCCUCGCUGUCGCCCACGGCGCACUCGCCGUCGACCAGCAGAAGUCCGUUAUUGUCACGUUUCCCAAGGAGGUUUCGGCCGACGUCGUGGGCCGCGCCAUGGACGAGAUCCGCAAGGCCGGCGGCAUCAUCACGCACGAGUACCAGCUGAUUAAGGGCUUCGCAGCCAAGGCGCCGCAGAAGAUCAUCGAGUCCGUCUCGGCCUGGAGCACCAGCCAGUACAACGCUGUCUUCGAGGAGGACCAGACCGUCACCAUCCACAACAACAAGAACGGCGCCUCUUGA
Neoarthrinium moseri is the source of this 312-nucleotide messenger RNA. RefSeq lists its product as uncharacterized. Gene Ontology annotation, biological process: vacuole fusion, non-autophagic. The record is from RefSeq and is a predicted model, not a curated record. The transcript is spliced from 2 exons. Gene Ontology annotation, molecular function: endopeptidase inhibitor activity. Bases 1 to 312 code for a protein of 103 amino acids. Lineage: Eukaryota; Fungi; Ascomycota; Sordariomycetes; Amphisphaeriales; Apiosporaceae.